Messenger RNA from Scophthalmus maximus (turbot), 2601 nucleotides. RefSeq names its product recoverin 2 (gene rcvrn2). Gene Ontology annotation, molecular function: calcium ion binding. The record is from RefSeq and is a predicted model, not a curated record. The transcript has 4 exons. Lineage: Eukaryota; Metazoa; Chordata; Actinopteri; Pleuronectiformes; Scophthalmidae. Bases 1502 to 2083 code for a protein of 193 amino acids.
AAUAAGGAAUGGAUCAUAAUCACAUUAUGUAAAAGACACAGUGUAUGAAAGAAAUGCUUUUAUCUUUCCUGUUUCUAGAUACAUGCCCGUGUGCAAAUAUGUAUGACAUAAACUCUGCCAUACCUCCCCACUGCCAGACCAAGUUAGUCUGACAGUGGGGAGGUAGUCUGAUUCAACAGUUAUUAGUGACAAUCAAGAUAAUACUUUCAGUGUAAUCCAAGCAGACACAAAGAAAACAGACUUUCGUCAACCAAAGACUCACGGCGUGAGUUUGACUUGGUGAUUGCGCUGACCCCUGCUGUAGGGGAGCGGCAGCUGACAAUAAUAUGCUGUAAAAUGCUAAAAUGAUUAGGCCUUCAUUACAAGAGACUAGGCAGAAAAUGUAAGUAAUUAGUUUGCAUGUUUGUAUUGGCGUGCACAAUUUGACACCUGUCGUGUAUGUGACAAUACUUUGUGAAGAGAAAAGAGUUAAGUCUAUGAUAGAAAAAAAAGAGAGGAGGAGGAGGAGAGAGACCCGCUACUGUCAAAGGCAUAAAGGAAAGGAGAGAGGGACAACACUGUUAAAUAUCAAAAAAAAAAAUAAGGGACAGAAAAGUUAGUCUAAGGAGGGCAACACCGUAGAGCAUGUAGGGCAGGAAGGAGGUCAUGCACAGAGAAGACCAUAAGUGAUUAUGAUGUGAGGGGCAUAGGUGGGAUUGGGUAGAAGUGGGCGGGAGUUAAACUCCCUGCACAGAUGGUAGUCUGGAAUUAGAUUUCAGUGGUCAACUAAACUCAUUAAAAGGCCACUACUUAAAUAGCAGACACACUGCUGAAAAACCUAAAGCUAGAUUUGAAAAUCCACCUGCGGCCUUGUUUACAGAGUUUUCCCGAACAAGUCUGCUAAUCUGCAAGCUAAUUUACCAAACUGAUGUUUGAGGUUUCAUUAUUCGUGGUGCUCAAAUUCUUCUAAAUUUCACAAAGUUGUAAUUACAAAGAUAGAGGGAAAUGCCUCUUAACCUCUUUUGAAUGAUUAAUAUUGUCUAAUUGAAUAAGAUUAUUAAGUCCCUGGAUAAAACAUCAAGACAGGACAUUCCUAUAAUGCAGUCUGUAUCCAUAAAUUAACAAAACAAUUAACUCAUUUCAGCCAUAUGCUGUUGAUUUUUAAAAACUUCCAGACCCAAUAGAGAAAUCCAGGGGUUCAUUUCAGUCAAACGCUCAGCCACCUUAAAUCCCGCAUUAACAGAAUUAACCCAGUCGCCCACAGUAGGAGUGAGUUUCCCCCUGCCCUCCUUAUCUCUCACUGUCUUACUGUCAAGUCAGACACUCGACUCUCCAGCCAUCGUCUACACACAGUCACUUGCUUGUUUGGGCUCUAACAUCGAAAGAAGAAGUCAACAAGAAUAUAUUUGGACAAAGAAGACAAUCAGGUGGUCGAGGAGAGGAAAGCCUCUGAAAAACUCAAGAGGCAAAUACUUGCCCGGGACAGAACAGACAUAUAACUAAGACAAUAAGAGCAACUACAAUGGGAAAUGCCACCAGCAGCGCAUUGUCAAAGGAGAUCCUGGAGGACCUCAAGCUCAGCACCAAGUUCACUGAAAAUGAGAUCUGCCAGUGGUACGAGAACUUCCAGAAGCAGUGCCCGACGGGACGCAUAACACCAGAAGAGUUUGAGCAGAUCUACGCCCGCUUCUUCCCAGAGAGCGAUGCCAAGAGCUACGCUCGACAUGUGUUUCGCUCCUUCGACACCAACGAUGACGGCACUUUGGAUUUCAAGGAGUACAUCAUUGCACUGCACAUGACCUCCACCGGGAAGACGACCCGCAAACUGGAGUGGGCCUUCUCGCUGUUCGAUGUGGACAAGAACGGAUACAUCAACAAGACGGAAGUGACGGAGAUCUGCCAGGCUAUAUUUAAGCUGAUCCCCAAGGAGGAGCAGAGCAAGCUACCAGAGGAUGAGAACACACCCGAGAAGAGAGCCAACAAGCUGUGGGCUUACUUUGAAAAGAGAGACAACGAGCGACUGGCUGAGGGAGAGUUCAUCAAAGGAGUCAUCGAAAACGAGAAUGCAAUGCGUCUUAUCCACUAUGAACCGAUCAAACAGUAAAUGUCGGUCCUUCUCGUCCCCUCUUCUGAUUUCACUUCUGCUAUACUCUUGCCACACUUCUAAAACUUUUGUUUUCCUCAAAGGAAAAAGCCUCAUACAUUUCUCUCCUCCCUCCACUUUAAUCCACACAACUCCUCUGUGUAAAUACUCUUCUCAGCAGUGUCUUGGUUGCAACUAACCUUUCAGUAAUGUUCUUGCAUGUGAAAUUGUUUUAUUGAUGCUUGUCAAUGAAUUUGUUCUAAAUAUAGCCUAAAAGAGGAACAUUGUGGCAAAGUGUUGGCAUGUACAGACAAAAAGAAGAAUUGUGGUGAUUACAUUGAUGCAGUACACAUUUGAUUCAAACUUGUUUUUUUUUUCUCUCUCUGGAGAAAUUGAUUGUUAAUGACAGUUUACAUACGUAUCUCACCAGGUUUUUAGCGUAUUAAAGCUUUUAUACAGAAUUUGUCUCAGUAGAGGGUGUAUAGGUUCACAAGUGUUCAGUUCUAUUCACUGCACAAUAAAUUAAAGGUUUUCUCAUA